AUGGCUCGCGGACCGAAGAAGCAUUUGAAACGUCUCGCAGCUCCAAAACAUUGGAUGCUCGACAAGCUUGGUGGCGUUUUUGCGGUCCGACCUAACCCCGGACCUCACAAACUUCGCGAAUGUCUUCCUCUCAAUUUGUUCCUGAGAAAUCGGCUGAAGUAUGCUCUCACCUACUUGGAAGCGAAGAAAAUUCUCCGUCAGCGAAUUGUGAGAGUCGACGAAAAAGUGCGCACGGAUCACAAGUUUCCACUAGGAUUUAUGGGUUUUUACCGCUCUUUUAAAUUACUGUUUUCUAAUAUAUUCCAGAUGUUGUUCGUAUCGAACGCACAAAUGAAUCUUUCCGUCUUCUCUACGAUUCCAAAGGUCGGUACACUGUGCAUCGCAUUACACCAACGGAGGGAACUUUCAAACUGUGCAAAGUAAAGGCUCUCCACACCGCUAUUAACGCCGUUCCAUACCUCACGACUACAGAUGGACGUACUAUCCGUUAUCCUGACCCACAUGUCAAGGUACCUCCAUCUUUAGUCCACGCUUCAAAAAUUUGUAUAGGUGAACGACUCGAUCGUGUAUGACUUGAAGCAUAACCAAGUUGCUGAUUACGUCAAGUUUGAGCCUGGAAACUUGGCUAUGGUUACUGGAGGUCGAAACGUUGGUCGUGUUGGUGUCAUCGGUCAUCGAGAAAAGCUUCCUGGUGCUCUCGAUAUCAUCCAUAUCAAGGAUUCUGCGGGGCACUCCUUUGCCACCAGGUUCGUAUUUAUUGCAAGGAGUUAAGAAGGCCGGGGACCGCGAUGGUCGUAAAAUUCCGGUCGAGGUUGGUUUAAAAUUAGUUCGAGUUGAUAUUUAGAAUCUCCAACGUUUUCGUUAUUGGAAAGGGAACUACUUCGCUUGUUUCUCUCCCAAGUGGACGUGGUAUCCGCCUCACAAUUGCUGAAGAGCGUGACAAGCGCUUGGCGCAGAAGUUCAAUUAA
Molecule: messenger RNA, 968 nt
Organism: Caenorhabditis auriculariae
Lineage: Eukaryota; Metazoa; Nematoda; Chromadorea; Rhabditida; Rhabditidae
Source: the annotation of a GenBank genome assembly